AUGGCAGGUGUCCAACCUGACCUCCUCGGCAACAGCAACAAGGGUGGCCGUGGCGACAAGGGAGGAGACGACAACCAGCAGAGCAAUCAGAUCGCUAAGUCUCUGAUCCCAAUGGCGCAGAGGAAUUGGGAAGCGGACUAUGGACAUGAUGUCUCUGCUCUUCUCCAUGUCCACGGGGACAGUGCGUCCAUCGUGGAGCAUGACCUGGCAAGUCGCGACCUGACUCUGCUCGGCCAACUAGACAAGCACUAUAAGCACAGAUGCUGUCAAGGAUGGGGAUUUUUGUCAACGCCUUUGAAUGCGUCAGCCACAACCUCAAGAUCAGAUUCUCCUAGUGAUGUUCCUAAGAGGGCACCUAAUGAAGAAUCGGCGAAGGGUACAACCCGCAAAGAUGAUGCUGGGAACCUUUGA
This is a messenger RNA of Triticum turgidum subsp. durum (durum wheat), 411 nucleotides long. The record is from the annotation of a GenBank genome assembly. NCBI's taxonomy places the organism in Eukaryota, Viridiplantae, Streptophyta, Magnoliopsida, Poales, Poaceae.